Molecule: messenger RNA, 3434 nt
Organism: Selaginella moellendorffii
Lineage: Eukaryota; Viridiplantae; Streptophyta; Lycopodiopsida; Selaginellales; Selaginellaceae
Product: DNA (cytosine-5)-methyltransferase 3
Exons: 19
Coding region: 172-3333 (1053 amino acids)
Cellular component (GO): nucleus
Molecular function (GO): chromatin binding; DNA (cytosine-5-)-methyltransferase activity
Source: RefSeq, a predicted model, not a curated record
UUAGCGAUGGGCGGGAGGAGCAGUGGCGCGCGCUAGGCUAGGGCUCCAGCGCGGGCGGAAGAGAGGGGAGCUCCUGCGGCGAUGGAUCCAGGUGCUUGGUAGCUGGAGAAAGUUUUCUUUCUACUGGCCGGAGGCUGUGGCGCUUGGAGGUAGGGUUUGCAGGCAGCGGCGAUGACUGCUGCUGCUAGUGUCAUUCGCAGCGACAAUGACGAUUUCGUGGACGCCAUCGUGCUCAGCUCCUCCGAUGACGACGACGACGCUAGCGGGAAAGUCUUCUCUCCUCCAGCCGAGCAGCGGAGCGUCGCAACGCGGGUUAAAUCCAGGAAGAGGAAACUCGCUACCCCGGCCGUCACCGCUUCCGCUGCUACUGUGUCACCCGAGAGGUCCCAACAGCCAUCCAAGCCCAGGAAGCUUAAACGAAUCUCUCUGGAGGAUGUGAAUCGAAGAGCCAUGAAAGACAUACAAAACGAGCUCCGGGAUCCAUCCCCAGAAGGCAUGGGGUCGAGGGAAGAAACUCCAGCCUCUAUGGCCAAGGUUGGCACAGGUAGUGCGAGGUCUAGAAAAAAAUCUGGGCCUCGACGAGCAAGUGCCACUUCUUCUGGCACCGUGAAGGAAGAAGAUGUUGCUGCGAAGGAAGACCCAUGUCCACAACGUCCCAGUGGUGACUGCAUUGUGGUUUUGGAUUCGUCGGAAGAGGAUCAAUUGAGUCCUUCGGCAGUGGUGCGUGAAGAAGAUAUUGGAAAGAAGGUUGACAAGAAGGCUGGAAAGUCUGUCCAACGUAAGGAUCCUGGACCAAACCCCAAGCCCAAGCCCAAGCCCAGGAAGAGUUUCGGCCCAAAGAAGCAACCACUCCCACCACCUCCUUCACCGGACGAUGACGACUUUGCUCAAGAGCCUAUCCUUGUGGAGUCCGACGACGAUGACGAGGAGGACUCUCCUUCCGCGGCUCUCGUCGCGUGUCCCAGAAAGGGUCAUAAGCUCGCUGUCAAGGCCCACUUUGUUGGCAAGCCAAUUCCUGCUGCUCGAGCUAAGAGGCAGUGGCCUAAUCGGUAUGACAAGCAGAGUGCAGGAGCCGGCUCUCAAAAAUGCGUGGAACAUUACGAGGAAGCUGUGGUCGACGGGAAGCAUUACAAAGUUGGCGAUUGCGUUGCGUUAGAGGUACAGUCUUUCAUUUGCAGCUUCUUUGUAAUCAACCAGUUACAGGGUGACGACGCGGAGUACCUUGGGAAGGUGCUUGAGUUUUUCAAAACAGCUAACCAGGAAAACUGGUUUCGGGUUCAAUGGUUUUUCCGAUUUUCUGAUACGGCCAUAGGAGAUCUCGACGAUGUUCACCUUGACAAUAAAAGGGUGUUUCUGUCAGACGAUGAGGAUGACAACAUGAUAGAGUGUAUCAUUAAAAAAGUAAAAGUGUCAUACGCGCCGGUUAUGGAUGCAUUUUCGAAAAAAAAGAUCAAACAAAGUUGCGAUUACUAUUUUGACAUGGGUUAUACUGGUGACUUCUCGACGUUUUACAAGGUGCCCUCAGACGCGAGUUCCAGUUUUCAGACUGCUGUAACUAGAUGCAGCGAUACUAUCAAGCCGGAAUUGAUAUUGCUGGAUUUGUACUGCGGUUGUGGGGCCAUGUCAACGGGGCUGUCUAUGGGAGCGGCAUUGGGAGGUGUCAAUCUUGUAACUAAAUGGGCCGUAGAUUACAAUGAACACGCAUGCAACAGCAUGAAGUAUAAUCAUCCAGAAACCGAGGUCCGCAACGAGGACGCCGAAUGUUUUCUCCUUUUACUGAAAGAGUGGCAAAAGCUCUGUACGAAAUACGAAGGGCAUGUAGCGGAUGACAAUUCAAACGCGAGUAGCCCUGAUAGCAACACGCUUGGCGCAGAUGAAUAUGCCGCUGAUGAAUACGAAGUUCAGCAGGUAGUUGAUAUUCGCAUGGCAGGGAUUCAGAAGCCAAAAAAGCCAGACACGUCGUCCAAAAUGCCUGAGAAGCCAAUCAAAAGACGACUUGAGUUCAAGGUACGCUGGAAAGGCUAUACUAGUGAUCACGAUACCUGGGAACCUGUAGAUCACCUUGACUCCUGCCAAGAACGUAUUCGUGACUUUGUACUGGAAGGAAGGAGACGUCGUAUCUUGCCUCUGCCGGGAGACGUUGACAUGGUGUGCGGAGGCCCUCCUUGCCAAGGGGCCAGUGGAUACAAUCGUUUUCGAAACACUGAGGCUCCUCUUACUUGCCCUCGUAAUCGUCAGAUGGUUAUUUUCAUGGACAUCGUAGGUUUCUUGAGGCCGAAGUUCGUUUUGAUGGAGAACGUUGUCGAUAUAUUGAAAUUCCAGCAAGGCCUUCUUGGCAGGUAUGCCAUGUUCCGCCUAGUGGAUAUGCGUUACCAGGCAAAACUUGGUAUGAUGGCUGCUGGAUCGUAUGGACUACCACAGUUUAGGAUGCGUGUGUUUCUCUGGGGCGCGGCUCCGUCGGAAAUGCUACCAGCAUUUCCUCUUCCAUCGCACGAUGCAAUUUACAAAGGAAAUGUUCCCAACCAAUUUUCACGGAACGUUGUAAAGCACAUUGGCGAGCGGCAACUUGAGAAAGCACUGUUUCUAGGAGAUUCCAUAUCUGAUCUGCCUCCUGUGAAAAAUUGUGAGACAAGGGACGAGAUCCCGUAUAGAGACGGGCCGAAAACCGAAUUCCAAACACGUAUUAGAAGCGCCAGAGAUGGUGAGGCUCUAUUUUCUGAAACUUGCAACAAACGUUUGCUACUUCGAGAUUUUACAGUAUUUUACGGUCGGGGACCCCGGGCGAUGAAUUCAACGGUGCAUGAUCACCGGCCAUUACGACUAAACGACGACGAUUACCAACGAGCUUGUAGAAUACCAAAACGGAAGGGAGCCAAUUUUCGAGAUUUAGGUGGACUGAAAAUCAAGGACGACAAUUCAGUAACGCUGGAUUUGACGGUGGAAAGAGAGUAUUUGCCGUCUGGAAAACCACUGAUACCGGACUAUGCGAUCUCUUUCAUUAAAGGGAGAUCACUCAAGCCAUUUGCGAGGAUGUGGUGGGACGAGACUGUACCAACAGUAAUCACACGAGCUGAGCCGCACAACCAUAGAAUGUUGCACCCGACGCAGGAUAGAGUGCUAACAGUCCGGGAGAACGCUCGCCUGCAAGGCUUUCCCGACUGGUAUAAGCUCACAGGAAGUGUAAAGGAGAGGUACAUCCAAGUUGGAAACGCAGUCGCUAUGCCGGUUGCUCGAGCGCUUGGCUACUCGCUCGCCUUGACCACGCAACGCCUGUGCAAGGAACCGCGGCUUGAGCUCCCAGCCGGCUUCCCGUGCUUUGAAUCGCAAGAGUAAGAUCACGGCGAAGAAGAGAACCUGACCCAGGAAAAUCUCAAAAGACAAACACGCUAACGAAUUUCCAUGCUGAUCAACACACCAGGGUUUUCACUCAUUUA